Dunckerocampus dactyliophorus (ringed pipefish) is the source of this 1203-nucleotide messenger RNA. Its product is annotated as forkhead box protein B1-like. Lineage: Eukaryota; Metazoa; Chordata; Actinopteri; Syngnathiformes; Syngnathidae. Gene Ontology annotation, biological process: regulation of transcription by RNA polymerase II; anatomical structure morphogenesis; cell differentiation. The transcript has a single exon. The record is from RefSeq and is a predicted model, not a curated record. Gene Ontology annotation, molecular function: DNA-binding transcription factor activity, RNA polymerase II-specific; RNA polymerase II cis-regulatory region sequence-specific DNA binding. The coding region runs from base 238 to 897 and encodes 219 amino acids.
AGCGUCCAGUAGACUCCCAGUGAUCAGUGAUUGACAGGCGACACGCGCACGCUGCUCCUCUUCGUCUAACCCCGCCCCUCCUUCCAUGGGCCUAUGAGUGGCCAAGUCAACCCGCCCCCCUCCUCCCUUGCCACCCUCCCAACUUGAUGACUUCCAGAGGCGCGCCUCUCUUGGCACAGUCUUCCCGCCAAGUGAGCCCGGGUAGGGGGCUCUGGAGGGGGGGCGGCGUCGGUCGCCAUGCCCCGGCCAUGCAGGAGCGCGUACGGCGAGCACAAGCCCCCCUACUCGUACAUCAGCCUGACGGCCAUGGCCAUCCAGAGCAGCCCGGAGAAGAUGCUCCCGCUGAGCGCCAUCUACCGGUUCAUCAUGGACCACUUCCCCUUCUACCGCAGCAACACGCGGCGCUGGCAGAACUCCCUGCGCCACAACCUGUCCUUCAACGACUGCUUCGUCAAGAUGCCUCGCCGGGCCGAGCAGCCCGGCAAGGGCGGCCUGUGGGCUCUGCACCCCCUCUGCGGGGACAUGUUCCACAACGGCAGCUUCCUGCGCCGCCGGAAGCGCUUCAAGGCAGCCCAGCCCGUCGCGGCCGUGCGCGCGCAGCCGCCCUUCAGGCACCCCUUCGCCAUCGACAGCCUCAUCCGGACGCCCGUUCCGCCACCGCUGCCGCAGCGCCGCUCCAACUGGCCACCCCGCAUGCCGCACGCCACCCCCUCGACGCCCGGGAACGUCCUCCUUCCACGCACUCACAGCGGCCACGUGCUUCCUGCCGUCCCGGUGCCCGUUAAAGCGACGCACACACUGCUGCAUGUGCCCGCUUUCCUGGGGGGUGGUCCCCCGCAGCCCCCCUUCAGCCGAGGUGGCCCACCUGCGUGCACGCUGCAGGUGGACGUGCACUAGAUGACUCCUUCACUGGACGGCGGGUUGACCUCUGACCUUGCUCACUCCAACAUGAACUUUUACUUCCCUUGUGCGUGUGUGCGUGUGUGCGUGUGUGUGUGUGUGUGUGUGUGUGUGCGUGCGUGUGUGUGUGCGUGUGUGUGUGUGCGUGCGUGUGUGUGUGCGUGUGUGCUGCAAGUGUCUGCUUUGCUCCGCUGCUGUCAUGUUUCCACCAACCUUUACUCUUGUAUUCUUUGUAUUGGAUCACUUGUGUACUAAUAUUACACUUGGAAUCAUAAUGACGCUGAUAUCGUGAUAACAAUGAAU